Molecule: messenger RNA, 4621 nt
Organism: Physcomitrium patens
Lineage: Eukaryota; Viridiplantae; Streptophyta; Bryopsida; Funariales; Funariaceae
Source: RefSeq, a predicted model, not a curated record
UGGAGGCUCCGGGUCUCGAUGACGACGGUGGCUGCUGGAGUUGGAGUGGAAAGCCGGCCUGAGCUUAACUUAGGUCUGUGACGUUAAUGAAUGCAUUGAAUCGUCGCUGCCAUAAAGUAUGGUGCGUACGUUGUUGCUACGGAUCAAUUGGAAACUCCGUUGCGUGCGUGAGUGAGAGUCUGCGAGAUCUUGAGAUCGGAAUGAUUGUUUGAGUGCGGUGGAAGUGUAUCGCGAGAUUUCGGUGCGAGGACGAGGUUGGAGAAAGAUCGAGAAGGAGAUGAUCGGAGAGGUGGCGUAGUGAGGUUGUGAAGUAAGGUUGUGAAGGUUGAGACUGUAGCGUAUGCGAUGGAGGAUCAGGGGGUUGCAUUGCAGGUGGAGACGGCCGGGCAAGCCGUUUUGGCCGCCUUGAAUUGGAACUCCUCCCCGGAAGCCAGGCAGCAGGCCCUCGCCUACCUUGAAUCGGGUCGGAAUCUUUGCAUCGAGAAUUCAAUUCAUGUUUUAGUCGUUCGCCAGAAGCUCACAGUGCGUUCGGGAAGGAACACAUCCGCUCGAUCUGUUGAAAGCAGGAGAAGUUCAUGUGUUGGCUACUGUUGCGUUUGCUUUGGUCACGCCUGAUCAGUCUUCUGAAGUCCGCCUCGUCGGUUUGAAGUUGCUCCAGCACAUGGUCCGGAUGCGUUGGGAGAAUUUGAACGCUGACGAGAGACGACAAAUGGCGGCAAUGGCUGCGAAGUUGUUAGAAGAAAGUGCUAAGCCUAAUGAACCGUGGGUCCUCAAGAGCCAAGUUGCGGCUCUCAUGGCUGAGAUAGCUCGAAGGGAGGGACCGUCACUGUGGAAUGAUAUUCUUCCUGCGCUUUAUACCCUCGGCAGCAGCAGUGCUCUUCAUGCAGAAUUGGUUGCUACAUUUUUUCGUUGGCUCCCCGAGGAUGUCACCAUCCAUAAUGAAGAUUUGGAUGGAGAGCGCCGAAGUCAAUUGCUCCAGGGUCUCUCUCAGACAUUGCCAGAAACGUUACCAUUUCUUUAUAAGAUGUUAGAUCAUCACUUUGGAGCAGCCAUGGCAGCUGCGAAGCAGAAUCAGAUAGUGUCUGUGACACAACAUGCCUCAGCCGUGACUGCAGCAUUAAAUGCUGUAGUUCCAUAUGCGGAGUGGGCUCCUGUGGUUUCACUCGCUAACUAUGGCCUUGUUCAAGCAUGCGGCUUCUUACUGAGUGCUGCGGAAUUCCGCCUAAGUGCUUGCGAGGUAUUCAAGCUUCUGGCUGGAAGGCGUAGACCACUUGAUGAGUCAGUGGGAAAUUACAAUGUUGCUAUGGAGGGUGUUUUUGACACUCUUUGCAAUGUAUCAAAAGCCUAUUUCUCUGAGCUUAGUAAACGUGCAGCAUCUGGUGAGGGUGAGGACGAAGAUGUUGAUCAAUUCGGUGAAUGUCUGUGUGAAGCGAUGGUGGCUUUUGGCUUGCAGAAUCUUCACUGCGUUGCUCGAAAUAGUCCUAAAGUGACUGACUAUCUUAACCAGAUGCUUUGUUUCCUUCAACACCCUAAGCUUGCUUUACAUUCUCUUGCCUUACCCUUAUGGACGACUUUGCUACGGGAAUCGUCCCUAGCCAUGAGUACCACAGAUCAACAAGGACUUACUGAAAAAGAAAAGGAAAAACGAAGUCAUGCAGUUCAUAUCUCUCCCGACUUUUGUGCUGUGCUCUUAGAUGUUGCAUUCCAACGCCUGUUGAUUAAAGAUGGUGGAGAUACCUCUGCUGAGGAUGAGAGUGGGAUCCAAGAAUUUUCAAGUGCCAAUGACUUCAGGCAGUUCCGGAGUCGACUUGUUGAGCUCGUUCGUCAUGUUGCAGCUCAACAACCACGUCUAGCAACCUCCAAAGCUGCCGAGCGCCUCCAGAUGACUAUUAGUAGUUCAAAUUACGAAUCAGUCUCUAGUAAGGAAAUUACGGCCCUUGAAACUACUCAAACGUACCUUGAGAAUAUUCUGAACGGAAUUCAAGAGAAGACAUUGGCCGCUGCCUUGGCAACCACUGCAUCCUCAAACGAACUUAGAACCAUUCUGGAGGAUAUUCUGCAACUACUGUUGUCAGUGAAAUGGAAUGGACCUGCAUUAGUUGAGCUUCAUACGCGUCAUUUCGAUGCCAUGAGCCCUUACUUUAAGCAUGCCUCAGCUGCCAUUCCCCUUGUGGUGGGGAAGUUUUUCGAUCUCUUGACAUCUUUGCCUGUGUAUAGGGAAUAUGGAGACACUGUGAAAGAUACUAUGAGAGCUCGACUGCAGGUGUGUACUUCUUUCCUGCGAUUAGCGAGGGCAGGAGAUGCAGCCAUGUUGCCAUACAUGCAGGGCAUAGCUGAGACAAUGACCACAUUGCACCGAGAAGGGCGUAUGGUUCGAUCAGAGCUGAAUCUUUUAGGCGAGUCAUUAUUGAUUGUUGGAUCAGCCGCAGGGGGUGAGCAGCAGUUACAGGUCUUAGGCUGGUUAUUUGGGCCUAUGCAGCAGCAAUGGAUCCAACCUGCCUGGCAAGAUCAGUACUUGGCAAACCCUGCGAGUCUUGUUCGGCUUUUUACUGAAAAUUCGAGCAAUGAUGAUGCGCAUGCGGAAAUGUGGUCAAUUUAUCACACAGUAAAUUUUUUUGAGCGAGCUCUUCGGAGGUGUGCCAACCCAUCUGGAAAGACCUACAGUGGUUCAUCAGCUACUGUUCACAAUGUUGACAUGGAUGGUGCCGUUACGCCUGCCUCUAGUCAUGCGAUGAUCCAGCAUUUGACAUGGAUGGUGUCACCUCUUUUGAAGCUGCUGAGGUGCAUUCAUGCAUUGUGGUCCCCAUCAGUGGCAUCAAGCUUACCUCCACAAGUGCAAGGAGCUUUAACUAUGGCUGAAGCUGAGCAAGCCUCUCUCCUUGGGGAGUUAGCGACAACUCGGGGACCUGCUGGAGCCUCUUCAAUGACCGACAAAGGGGUUGAUGCUGGAAGCAGCAUUGAACACAACAAAGUGAAAGAAAUUAGGACGUGGAUAAAAGGCAUACGUGAUGCUGGGUACAACAUUUUGGGGCUUGCUGCAAUCCGACUUGGAGAAGGAUUUUUUGUGGACACCGAUGGUCGGCCUGCAGCUAUGGCAACUGCGUUACUUGAGAAUAUCGAACAUAUGGAACUUCACCACAUUCGUCAGCUCCUUCAUCUGGUUGUGAUUCCAGUGGUGAAAGUAUGCCCAGCUAAUCUUUGGGAUCCGUGGUUGAGGUUGCUCUUGCCUCCAAUUCUCAUCCAUUGCCAUCGUGUGCUGUCAAUAUCUUGGACAAGCCUAAUCAAAGAAGGGGCAUUGAAUAUCCCUAGCAAUUGGUCUUUGAACACGGAUGUUAGUAAUCAAAGCUCUAUGCAGCAAAUACAAUCAGAGGUGAUGAAAGAGAAGCUUCUAAGGGAUUUGACGAGAGAGACUUGUCAACUGCUCUCAACUGCAGCUUCGCCAACACACAACCGUGCGACUCAACAGGAUGCAUCCGAAGGGGAUGGCGGAAGCAUGGAGGUCGUAGGGACGCAGCAGUUGAACAAAAUGAAUAACUUAGUUUGGUUUCUACUGCAGCUCAGGGAAGCCGCAACAGCCGCUCUUCAUGUGGGGAUCGAUGCUUUGGAGUGGCCAGACAGUGAGUCUGUUCACAAGGCUUUUGUUUUCUGUGCAGCCGUUACAAAUGUGGCAACCCUGUCCGGCGAUUCUCAGUUGCAGGAGGUGGUUGCAAAGGACAUGUUCAGUUCUGCUAUUCGUGCGCUCAUGUUGGAGAGCAACGCAUCCGCUCAGUCUGAACUUGUAGGGCUUCUCCGCGAUAUCUACUUGCAAAUUGGCUCUCGGCUCUCAACACCUCGUCAGGUGCUUUUGGCUCUCCCUUCGAUCUCACCAGACAGCUUGUCUACCUUUGAAACUGCGUUGCAUAAAACUGCAAGUGCCAAGGAGCAGCGCCAGCUUAUCAAGUCAUUUCUACUCUCUGCUGGAGGAGACCAGCUGAAGGCAUUCAUCCCUCAGAAAAAUACUAACGUCAUAACCAACGUUACAAAUCCUGUUCCAAGACGUUUUUCUGAGCGGUCUUCCGAUCAUGACCGGGAAGAAUUUGGCAACAUCGGUUUGGCAGCUAUCAUCUGAAUAUGGAACACCCGUCUCAAGCAUAAAACUCUAUCUUUGACCCGACUGAAGCAACUAAAUCUUGAACGACUGAAGCAACUAUAUCCUGAACGACUGAAGUGCAUCAAAGACACAUUUUGAUGGACACGUGGAGUACGCUCUUCAAAAGUUUUAACUUCAGCCCCCAAGGCCUUCAGGAAAUCGAGAAAUUGACGAACAGCAAUAUCUAACUGUCUGCAACUUCGUAGAAGUGGCAAUUCAAAUAUCUGUGCGUUCCAUUUAUGGUUACUGAACUAGGACUUGCUUAAAUGCAGUUCCCAGUUGAUAUUCUUCGAAUUCACAAUUAGGUUUCUGUGACGUGUUUAUUCGACCUGUGGUUACUAGGACCUGAAUAUGUAGAUUCAAAGAAAGUUAGGCCCCAGUUUUCGCUAGCACUGCUUAAUGCAAUAGCCUACCUGACUUGAACAACAAAUCUGUUCCAUCUUAUGAUUGUUGAUGUAAGAAAUUAAAAAUGUAACUCACUACUGCAUUCGA